Messenger RNA from Didymosphaeria variabile, 1305 nucleotides. RefSeq lists its product as uncharacterized. Gene Ontology annotation, biological process: transmembrane transport. The record is from RefSeq and is a predicted model, not a curated record. Bases 1 to 1305 code for a protein of 434 amino acids. Lineage: Eukaryota; Fungi; Ascomycota; Dothideomycetes; Pleosporales; Didymosphaeriaceae. Gene Ontology annotation, cellular component: endoplasmic reticulum; membrane. The transcript is spliced from 2 exons.
AUGGGCGUCGACAAGUCCGAGCUCGUGGUGCCAUUGGUCGGCGCCCUCCAAGCCUCGAUCUCCGUCCUGAUCACCAUCUUCUUCGGCGUCCUGACCGCGCAAUUCAACCUCCUCUCUACAGGUGCGGCGAGAGAGGUGUCGCGGGCAUGUGUGCGCAUGUUCCUACCCGCGUUACUCAUUUACAAGCUUGGCACGAACUUGGAUAAGGAAACCGGCGUACGUUAUGUGCCGAUUCUCGUCUGGUCCAUCUCGUAUACGCUCAUCUCGCUGGGGAUCAGCGCCAUCGCUUGUCGCAUCUUCAAACUGCCCAACUGGGUCAAACUGGCCGUGACCUUCAAUAAUACGACGAGUCUGCCGCUGCUGCUCAUUCAGUCGCUGAGUACGACGGGUGUUCUCGAUGCCAUCAUUCCACCAGGUGACGACGCAUCGAAGGCGCUCGACCGGGCUGAGUCGUACUUUCUGAUCAACGCCAUGGUCAGCAACAGCUUGACCUUUGCACUGGGCCCCCGACUGCUGCGGCCGAGUGACGAGGAUGCACCGGACGAGGAGAACAAAGAGGGCGAAGAAAGUGACGGCGAGGGACAAGAAAGCAUAGAACGGGGCCCAGAUGGCAUAGUUCAUGAGGAGACAUCGCUGCUCCCGCAACGUGCGGUACGCCCAAUCAAUCGUGUUGAACGCCGAGGCUACAAGCGCACAACGAAAUGGCUCCAGAGCCUACCACCUUGGGCACAGCAGCUGCUUGACUUCUUGUACCAGUUUGCCAACGCUCCCCUGCUCGGAACUCUGGUAGGCGCCGUCAUUGGCCUGACGCCGCCGCUGCACCGCCUUUUCUUCAACGACAGCAACGAUGGUGGCUACUUCAACGCUUGGCUCACUACCGCCAUAAAGAAUGUCGGCGAGCUCUUUGCAACGACGCAAAUCAUUGUCGUGGGCGUGAAAUUGAGCCAAAGUCUGCGUAAGAUGAAAGCUGGCGAGGAGAGUGGCACCAUCUCGAAAAAGAGCAUGUCCUUUGUAUUCUUGAUGCGAUUCUUCUUUUGGCCGGCUGUCAGCAUACCCUUGAUUUAUGCCCUUGCAACCAAGACGACUCUUCUGAGCAGUGAUCCCAUGUUGUGGUUCGCCAUGAUGCUGAUGUCAUCAGGACCCAGCGCGAUGAUAUUGGUGGCAUUGACUGACGUGACAGGGAGCCCGGAGGAGGAGAAGAUGGUCAUCGCCAAGUUCCUGACGAUCAGCUACGCUAUCACGCCGCUCAUAUGCUUCGCCGUUGUAGGCAGCUUGAAGGCAACGGAGGCUGCUGUGCCCCGGUAG